Melitaea cinxia (Glanville fritillary) is the source of this 513-nucleotide messenger RNA. RefSeq names its product NPC intracellular cholesterol transporter 2-like. Lineage: Eukaryota; Metazoa; Arthropoda; Insecta; Lepidoptera; Nymphalidae. The transcript has 4 exons. The coding region runs from base 10 to 513 and encodes 167 amino acids. The record is from RefSeq and is a predicted model, not a curated record.
UCGUGUACCAUGUUUCGAAUCAUCUUGUUGUGUACGCUUUUCGUCAUCGUGCGGAGUCAGGUGACUUCGGUUAAUCAAUGCAUAGUGACUCCUGCCGAAUUACCGAUUCACCAAUAUGUGCAAGGCUGCACCACUCCACCUUGUCUGCUACCUCAAGGAGAGAAUGUUGUGAUAGAUGUGGUGUUCAGAGCACCCCAUACUAUUCGCAGGAUGAGAACACUAGCCAAGGCUCUGAUUACAAUUUUCGGGGCAACAACUGAAAUCGAUUACCCUUUGGGUAACAACGAAAUCACAUGCAACUUCUUAACGAAUACCUACUGCCCGGUAUUGCCCGGUGAGGUGGUUCAGUACACAUUGAGAAUGUUCAUUGAAACCUUCUUCCCGCCUAAUUUCCCAGUGGUGGUUGAAUUCCGAGUUGAAGAUGAUAACUCUGACACAAUAUGGUGCAUCCGUGUACCCAUCAGUGUCGUUGCUACCUCAACGAAUAAUAGAAUAACUGCCGCUAACAACUAA